AUCUGAAACGGAAUUCCAUCUGUUUGCACUGCUAUAACGUGGGUCGUAGCUAAACUAUCAUGAUGAGUUAAAAGUAAGAACAUUUUGUUUAAAUAGUUUUUGUUUUUGUAAUUAUAUAAAAAUGGCAGAAAAGCGCCGCGCCGGUGCUUCGGCAAAGUCUGCUGUUCCAGUGAAAAAAGGGAAAAGCCCUGAGUUUAAUGGGGCUGAAUUUAAAGCCAUGCUGAAGAACCCCACCACUGCUAUGAAGGGGCUGGAGACAUUCGUGUCAAUUGCGAGGAAAUUGCCCUGUCUUGAUCUGUAUGAUGUAGUUGAGGGCUACCUUAAGAUAUCCAUGGAGUGUGCAGAGAUAUUCCAACUGCUGGAAGGAGAGAAGCACGCAGAAAAUGAGACCAUGCUGGUUUUUGAGAGCUUGGAAGUGAUUCUUUUGAGGACAGCCAGCGACCUCUCCCACUUCAACAUGGUUGGCAAUGGGAUUGUGAGAAAGAUUGUUUCAAGUCACAUGAAACUUCUGCAGGGAUCUCUGCACUCGGCAAAUCAUAGACUCGUUCGUCACUGCCUCAAUCUACUGUCCACCAUGGUGUCCCAGGGUGUGGAAGCUGCUCGAGAAGUCUUCAGUCACAUUCAUAUAAAGGCUCUGUCAGGACUGGAGAAGAGAAGGGAUAAACUGGGAAGACCAGAUGUCCGUCUGGCUUUUAUUCAGUUUGCCUUGUCCUUUUUGGUGUCAGGAGAUGGUGCAAUCAUUGGGCAAAUAUUAGAAGUUAAAGAGCUCCUUCCGCACAUCUUGAGUUCGGGCGUGAGGGAGGACAGGAUGUCUACGGUCAAUUUGAUUUUGUCUACACUGAUGACAAGGGUUGUGCUUAACAAAGCAAUAAGUAAAACCCAGAAAGUGCGGUUUUUUACUCCUGUGGUGUUGAGCAACAUCGCCUCUCUGUACAGAUGGAAGGGGAUUCCAGACGCCACCACUGAUGACUGUGAUAUGGUACAAGACUCGUCUGGGGUAUCGGUGGUUCGAAAACUUGUUCACCGCUUUUUGCUUGAGCUUUGUUGCUCGCGUAAGCACGGCAUCAUCUUUCAUGAUGCCCACUUCGGAACCGCUGGCGGAGGUGGCAACAUUGUCUUGCUUCAGUUCUUGGUGGGGCUAAAGCAGGCAACGGAGGAUGAGCUGGUUGCAGAGCUGGUGGUCAAUAUCCUGAAAAACAGUCCUGACAUUCUGUCCCGAUACUUCAAAGAGACUCAGUAUUCAUACACCCCUCGCCUCAAAAGUGCCUGGCAAGACAAUGUUAAUCUGCUGAAAAAGAUCUAUGAGGCGCAGCCUGACAUCUCCACAGUUUUUCAAUUCGGUGAGAUGAUCCCUCUGAGCCGCCUGAUCUCCAUGAUUAUGGUCAUUUCUCUUCCUCCGGUCUGCAAUAAGACCUUCUUCACCCAGGGCCUCAGUCUUGCUAACAAUAAGGUGCAGCUCACGACUGUGUCAGUGAUAAACUUCGUACUGAAAAGAACCAGUAAGAAUAUAGAGUACCUUCUGGACAAGGCGGUGUGGGAAAGGUCCGAUGUUUACUCUGCAGAGAUGAUGGAGCAGUUGGUGCAGCAGUACAGGGAGGCACUUGGCAAAAUUUUGCCUGACAUGACGACCAUCAUUUCGACAUGGCAGUCACUGAGCAAGAAGGAAAAAACUGAAGGCGACGAUAAUAAAUCUACGGGUGACGGGAGUGCUGACCUGGCUGAAACCAAAACUGACCUGCCAGUUGCUGAGACGACUGAAGUCGUUUUGCUGAAGGCUUUGAUUCUUCAAGUCAUUUGCCUUUACCAGAGGGUCAUGCCCCACCUGGUUCUACAGUGCAAAUUUGAUUUCAGCAAACUCCUAAAAGGGAUAGUCUCAGAGAAGGGAAUGAAGGAAGAGGUUCCUCCAGUCUUACAGUAUCAGAUACUCCAGUUAGCUUUAGAUCUACCAGCAAGCAAAUUCUCCUGGUUUCACAUUCAGGAAGUUGCAGAUGCCGACUCUGCAGAAAAGUCUGUUCUUUAUCUGCUUCUCAAGAUGUUUAUCAGCAGCAGCAGAAGUCACCUGAGAUCUUCCACACAGAAGCUGGUUGUCAAAGUGCUCCAGGAUACUGGUGUGUUUGAGCACACGUGGAUGGAGCUUGAACUCUGGCUAAAUCAGCUGGACAGAGUAAAACCAAACCAGCAGGAGACUGUGAUCCAGUUUUUGGAGCGGGUGUUUGUUAAGCUGGUGUGCAACUCGUACGAAUACACAGAUAAAGUCGCCAGCCUCGUCCAGGAGGCAGCUUAUCUGCAAGCUAACCUGAGCAGCCAGGAGGGAGAUGCAAGCAGUCUGCCGGUCUCACACAUAGAUGAUGUUUUAGACAUGCUGGACAUCAUCAUGGAGGGAAGUGAAGGGGAGAUGGAGGAGUUCGGCCCCACCCUGAGUGAAGAGCUCAUUAUCCAGACAUUCCCCUUCAGUGCUGUGGUACCCGCUGCCCUGGAAGCUCGGAAUAAACUUAAAUCCGACAAGGGAGAGGUCUGUGAAUACCUGUCUGCAGUGCUCUCUGAUGUGCUGCACUGUCAGAGAGACCCGCUCCCCCUAUGCCUGGCUCUGCUACACUACGAUAAAGAGCUUGUCUCUUCUGGAACUCCGGCUUCCUCUCAUCUGUCUGUUCUUCACCUCCACCAGUAUUACUCAAGCUGGUUGCCUCAGCAGAGCCGUGAAGAACUGUUCAAGUCUUCUGCAUGCCUCUCCAACGAAGAACUAACGUCAAACUCCUUCUCUACACUGAUGAAAGCUGCAUACAUGCAAGGACCAAGCACUUUAACAACAAACACCUUCAGAAAGAACAUAGAAGCAGCUCUGGACUCAAUGUUACUGGCUGAGUUUCCGAUUGCAAUCAAGCAGGUUUUACUUUACGUGAAAUCUACAGUGGAAAACUUUGGCACGUUUUCCAAAGAGACUGGAACAGCACUCCUGAAGACUUUAAUGGGAAUUCUCCAAGAUAUGAUGACGAAACUUCAAAGCUUUGCAGAAACGCAAAACUCUGAAGCAGCACCAGCAGAGGAAGAGCAAGACGCAUCUGAUUUAUUUCUGGACGUUAAUCAGUCAUCGAUGGUUGAAACAAAUAAAAACCAGAUUCUUGUUGCAGCUCUCGGUUCCAUCUUCAAACAUCCGUGUUUGGAGCAGUGGUUCUUGGCUCUGGAGUUGUCCGCAUUGCCUCCUCACUCCUUGAAGCCCGUCAGGCUGAAGCACCUGUGUGCUCUGAUGACAGACGGGACUCUAACUCUGCUGCAGAUCGGCGCUCCUGUUCUUCGGGAUCUUUGCCACGCAGAGCUGCUCUCUGGCUGCAUGAGUGCAAUAAAGCGAGCUGUUCUCAAAGAAUUAUCGGAAAAGCGUCCCCACCCUCCAAAGAGUCACUCCAGAACUUUCCAAGCUCUCCUGUCUUUACACAGUUACAUGGAUUCCAGUAAUUUGAGGGAAGUAGCCUUGAGUUUGCUGCUCCAACCUCAGGACACUCUCAUUUGUGUCAGCAGUGAGACGGCCGGGUCCGACCUCAGCAUUUACGGUCACGCGGCGCUGCAAAUUCUCACAACUCGUACGUCUAUGACUUCAGAGGAUGACUGUGCUUUUCUGACACCGGCACACCUUCAGGGUUUGAGUACCCUUCUGCUCUCCUGCUCCAGCCCCGAGCCCGCAGCCUUGAUGCUCCAGACUCUGUCCAGAGAGCCGAGCUUUGCCAAGCUAAUGCACACAGACGUGCUCUCACGCUGCCUCCAGGAACCUCUCCCAGACUUUCUGGCCAUCAACUCACUGCUGCUGCAAAACUGCUCCUCUCACCGCCUCUGCUUUGAGUUGUGGUGCCUUGAACCUGCAAACAUGGCAAAACUAUCAAGGGAAACAGAAGCUUUCCUUCCACUGAUCAACACCUAUUUAGAGGUCGCAAGCAGAGAAGAUCCAGCUCGACCUAAAGCUGUUCAAAAAGAAGUUUUAAAAGCCCUAAAACAGGCUCUUCUGGACAAAUUGCCUCAGGGCAUUCUGGGAAACCUAACAGACGACAGAGAAAUUGCAGCAACUGUUGCCAACCUGAUCAAACUGUCUACAGACAUCAAGGACUUUUGGGAUUUGAUAAGUUAUCUUCCCAGUGUCCUUCCAAAUGCGGACAGCUUUCAAAGAUGGAAAUUGGUGGAUGUUAUUACAGAUAAACUCGUUGAUUACCCGGAAGAACUAGAAAAAUGGAGGAAAUCGGUUUCCAUUGCUGCUUUGAAGUGUCUCACAGCCUCAUUCUGUGGUUCUAAAGAUCCGUCUGCUGCUGCGACAGAACAGGAGCACAGCGUCCUUCAAACACUGAAGCAGCUGCUGGCUUUUGCUGAAGACAUCCCUGCAUCCGAGUGGAACAGUUUUGUCAAAAGUGGACUCAAGUAUCGCUACAGAGAUUCUUGUUUCCUGAACACCUUGAGUAGCCUGUUAGCAGUGAUGUAUGGGGAAGAGGAAGUCCAGAAGGAUUUAUUACCUUUAUCCACGCUACAUCUGAUGAUCAGCAGCCAUUCUCAGUUCUUACCAACCAUGCUGGGCUGCGGGGAAGAACCAGAUAAGAGUCCAGAGAAAGAAGCGCUUGUAUCUCUUCUUCUCUGUGUGGUCAAAAAAUGCCCAAAAGUCUGCAAUAUAAGUCACUUUGUUGUUCUUCUGGGAGCAUAUAGUGCCACACUGUCCACUUCAGAUCAGAAACUUUUACUACUUCUUCAGGAAUAUGAGAGAAAUCAAGCUAGCCUCCUGAAAUUCCAAUCUUUCUUGUGGGGCCCUGCGGCUGUGGAGCAUCAUAAAACCAGGAAAAGUCUAGGAGCUUCUCUGUGGAAGCAGGCGAGCUCGGAUGAGCUGCUGGCUCUGCUGAAGACUGACAGGAUGCUCCAGACUAUCUCCCAGUUUCCACAGCAACGCAGGAUCAUCCUGCAGGAUGAAGUGGAACAGCUUUACAGUAACAAAGCAGUGAAGGACCUCAGUAAUCUGUAUGAUCCCUGUUUCCUUUUACCGCUCUUCAGCGUCAUACUAAGACCAGAAUGCGUCAUUGACUGCCACAAGUUCAUCUCCAGUCAUGCUUUGGGAUUCACUAUAAUGGCUCUAAGCAGCUCUGACCCGAAGGUGAGAGCUGCCGCUUACCAUGUGCUGGGUUCUUUCUACCAACAUCUGGAGGGAGCUCGGUUCCGGGAAAAGAGACAGAUGCUGUAUUUGAUGGACAUAGUGAAGAACGGGAUUCAACGGCAGAAUCAAAGAGUGCCGUUUGUUCUGACAUCCUACAUUGCCAAAGUGGCUCAGCAGAUGCUCAGACCUGAGGAUCACAUGUACGUGGUCUUGAACAAAUUUCUGCUGUCCCAACAGAGUCUGGACUUGAAAAGAGUCCCAGAAUUUUUCAAGUUAUUCUAUAGCUUUGACCUGGAGCACAAGAUGGAACGUGAGUGGAUCCUAAAUGUGCUCGGGGAAGGGAUAAAUGAUGACCACUGCUUCAAACUCUGCAACCAACAAGGCAUCUUUCAGAGUCUUUUGGGCUUCGGGAGCAGCCCGCUGUGUGACGAAACCUUCCAGGUACAGAUCAUCAGGGUGUUGUGUAAAGCUGCACGCGUGACAAAAGGAGCUUAUAACCUCACCAAGAGCAGCGGAAUCCUGAGCUGGAUGAUACACUUCAUUGAAAAAAAGAACCUGACGCAGCAGCUGCUGUGUUCCGUCGUGGAUCUGCUCUGUGUGCUGUGGUUCACUAACCUCGGGGAGAAGGAAAAGAAGGCCGAUGGAGCCGGCGCCUCCUCACCUUCAGGGGAGAAGCCACAAGGAGCGGUGAAAUAUCUCCCUCUGCCGUUCAUCAAUGAGUUCCUGUGUGCAGCAUCAGCAGUCUGCAGGCACCUCAGGUUGGGAGUGAAGGCCGCUCAGCUCAGCAUGUUUGUGCAGAUGCUGAGCACUGCACUGAUGCAUCGUGGGACAGCUCUCAGUGUAAACAAACAAGCAGAGUGGCUGACGCUCCGUCCACAACCACUGUCCAGCGCCGAAAGCCUCACGCUGCUCCACUGUUGGGCCACUUUGUCCCAUAACGCAGCCCUGCUCAGCCAAAUCCAGGAGCUGUCUAAUAGGCACAAAGUGGCAGAGCUGAUGGGGAUGGGGAAAGAUAAAUUCCGAGGUAAACGGUACUCCUCCCGCACGCGAGGGGAGAACUCAGCAGAGGAUGAUGAAGGUGACAAACAGGAAAGUCUCCUGCGAGAGUGCAAACCUUCCCUCUGCAGCAUCUUCAUUCACUGGGAGCCUGAGCUUCACUCCUCUGAAGCCCAGUCGGCUGUGUCCAAAGACGGGCUGGAGCCCCGCCUGCUGGCCUGCGACACUGCACACCUGCUCACCAGGUGGUCUCUGAAGUGGCUGCUGGAGGACGCGUACGAAGACGACAAAGCAAAACAGUUCCUGCUGUGGUUUGAAAAGGCUGUUCAGAGACACAGGAAGAUGGUGAAAGCGGUGAUGUUGGAUCCUGGGUUGAAAGCAGACCUGCUCUGUCUCUACCAUCGCUCCUUUGAAACGGACUCCAGCUCCACAGCAACCUUAAAGAGGUUUACCCACAUCAUGAUCCGCAUGUUGGAGACAGAAGGUCAGCUGACGGACUACCACCGGGCGGUGAUGUCCGCCUGCAUUCAAGAGCCUUCUCAUGAGUCCAGACAAGAAGCAGGGCUGUUCCUUUUGUCCAUGUUCAUCCACGAGUUGUGGAGCGGAGCAGCUUCAGCAGAACUCUUCCUGUCUUAUGUCGGUUUGGUGACCAAAACCAAGAACCAGAAACCAAAAGGAUCCAAAUCAUCAAAGACACAAACCGCUGUCAGAGCCAUCUGUGAAGAGAUUGUUGCCAUAAAGAUUUAAAUUAGAUAUUUCCCACUUUUGUAUGACCCAAUUGUACAUAUUAACUAUGAACCUGUAACAUAAUUUGACUUUAUUUCUCUGGUAUUGAAAUUCAUAGAACAAUAUUUCUGAAACUUUUGAGCUAUAAUGUAAAUUUCUGUGUUUUUUAAGGGAAGUAGAAAUGUGGAGAUAUGAAAGAGAUGGAAAGUUCACAGAAUGUAAAGAAAAUGUCUCAUAUUUUGGCUUAAUCAGACUUUUAAUGUUUGCAGAAUUAUAAAACAAGUGUUUACCAAAUGUCUGUUGUCAGAAAACAACAUGCUCCCCUGGUGUUUUUAUGCAUAUUUUUUAGAUAACUAUUAAUCUUUGAGCAAAAAUGAACAAUAUUUAAAAAAAAAAUCAUAAAUUUUAAAAUAAAGGUAAGAUAUACUGAAAAGCCAUUAUGUCAAAUGAAUAGUGAAAUAAGUUCUGAAAUAAAGGGCUGUUCCCCUAACAGAGCCUCCAUUUGCA
This is a messenger RNA of Oryzias latipes (Japanese medaka), 7345 nucleotides long. It is a transcript of the gene urb1, whose product is annotated as URB1 ribosome biogenesis homolog. Gene Ontology annotation, biological process: maturation of 5.8S rRNA from tricistronic rRNA transcript (SSU-rRNA, 5.8S rRNA, LSU-rRNA); maturation of LSU-rRNA from tricistronic rRNA transcript (SSU-rRNA, 5.8S rRNA, LSU-rRNA). Lineage: Eukaryota; Metazoa; Chordata; Actinopteri; Beloniformes; Adrianichthyidae. Gene Ontology annotation, cellular component: nucleolus. The record is from RefSeq and is a predicted model, not a curated record.